AGACGUUUCUGUCCCGGCCUCGGACGGUCCUGACAGGUGUCCAGUGACGUCUCCAGGUGUCUGUCUUAAGGUGUCUCGUUUCGCGACGUCUCCAGGUGUCAGUCUGUCCCGGGACCUCUCUGGGUGUCUGUCCCCAGGUGUCUCUAAGAGUCUGUGAAACCGUCUCCAGGUGUCCCGCCCCCCUCGUACGUCCCACCGCGAUGUUGUACUACCUGCUGGCCGCUGCCGUGCUGAGUGCAGCCGGGUACGUCCUGACCCAGCUGCUGAUGGCGGUCCCGCCUCGCCGCGCCGCCGUGUACUCUCAGCCCGGGCCCUGGUACCGACUCAAGUACUGGGCGUUCGUCUGCAUCAUCGCCCUCAGGAAGUGGAAAUCCAAGAACACUAAGGCAAGAGAAGGCAUGGCAGCUGGAAUUGGAGUCAAGUCAAAGAACAGCAUUGCAGAUAUGGAACAAGUACAGAAACUACAGGAUCGCCCAAAGGCCGUAGAUGCAGUGUACUUCAAUGGCUCUAACAGGGAUGGAGUGUACUUUGUAGCAGCAACAGCCAGGAGACCGGGAAAAGUCACCCAGACUGUUCUGUACUUAAGGUUCCCUGACAUUGGUCUCCUGGAACACCCGUCUCUCCCCGACACGUCCAUGAAGCGGGAGUCGGACCUGGAGUUCGCGGCAGGGGGGGUCUGUCUGGAGCUGGUGGAACCUAUGAAGGUCUGGAGACUGUCCUACAGUGGGAAAAUGAGAGCUGUAGACCAGGGUAACCAGCUGCUGCAGACGGAGUUUGUCCUGACCUGGACGGCCUGUACUCCGUACUUCGACUUUGACACAGACAUGGAGCCCUGGGCUGUGGCUGAGGCCAUGGCAAGAGAACCUUGGAGUCGGGAAUUCUUCCAAAAUCUACAGGACAUGCACCAGACACAUUAUGAGCAGUUUGGCACAUUUGAAGGGACAGUGAGUGUUGAAGGGUACCAGGACAAGAGGAUUAACAUCAAAGGGCUGAGAGACCACUCCUAUGGAAGGUACCGAGACUGGAGCCUGUUUCACCGAUACGGGCUACAGAUGGUGCAUCUGGAAGAUGGAACCUGUGUCAUGGUUGGGAUCGUAUCUAUGCCUGCCACCACCUCCAGGUUGGCUCUGGGCUACGUGAUGCAUCCAGAUGGUAGCAAAUCCUCCCUGUCCUCACUGGACUGGGAUCUGUCCACCUGUGGUGAAGACGGCGUUCAACCCAAGACGUUUGCUUUCAAUUUCAUUGCAGGAGGAAAAAAAUAUCACCUGGAAUGCAAGGUGCUUCGUGCACCGAUAUUCUACAUCGGGUUUGGAUGGACCGCCAAGAUCCAUGAAGGGUUUGCACAGUUCACCGUGAAUGGAGUGCCAGGGUGGGGUAUAGCUGAGUGGGACUACAGGAACCAUGGUGGCUUGCCUGAGGAGUUUCAAGGAGUGAAAGCAAAGUGACCUUCAACUUUAAGAGUCCUCUAAAAAUGUGCUCCUUCAGUAUGAUGUCAAAAAUAAAGAAUAUGAAAAAUCA
Messenger RNA from Branchiostoma floridae (Florida lancelet), 1518 nucleotides. RefSeq lists its product as uncharacterized. Lineage: Eukaryota; Metazoa; Chordata; Leptocardii; Amphioxiformes; Branchiostomatidae. The transcript is spliced from 10 exons. The record is from RefSeq and is a predicted model, not a curated record. The coding region runs from base 201 to 1445 and encodes 414 amino acids.